AUGACCCCGCGCCGCCCGGACUCGUGCCGGCCGCCCCUGCAGCUGCUGCCGCUGCUGCUGCUCCUGCCACUGGUGCGCGCCGCCCCAGCCCCGCGCAGUCCCCGGGCGCCGGCCGCUGAGCUGGUGGUGCCCACGCUGCUGCCCGGCGGCGAGGCGAGGCUAGCGCUCCACCUGACAGCCUUCGGCAGGAACUUUGUGCUGCGCCUGGAGCCCGACGCCAGCUUCUUGGCGCCCAGCUUCCAGGUCCAGCACGUCGGGGCUUCUGGAGAGCCCGCCGGCGGUGAGGCGCGGCUGCGCCACUGCUUCUUCUCGGGCACUGUGGACGGCGAGCCCGGGUCGCUGGCGGCCGUGAGCCUGUGCGGCGGUCUGAGCGGAUCCUUCCUGCUGGCGGGCGAAGAGUUCUCUAUCCAGCCGCUCGGCGGGAGGCGCUCGCUCGGCCAGCUGCACCGCCUGCAGCGCUGGGGGCCUGGCUUUGAGCACCUCCGCGCCCGCACAUGGGCCCCGAAGCAGGGCGUGGAGAGCGGAGCCGGACGGCAGCCGGGAAGAGAAGCCGAGGGGCAGGAGGAGGAGGAGGAGGCAGAAGAAGAGGAAGCAGCCGACUCCAGAGAGCUCUCAGAGCCCCUGGGGGUCACGAGUAGGAUAAGGCGGUUUGUGUCCGAGGCUCGCUUCGUGGAGACAUUGCUGGUGGCUGACGCGUCCAUGGCUGCCUUCUAUGGGGCUGACCUGCAGAACCACAUCCUGACGCUGAUGUCUGUGGCGGCCCAGAUCUACAAGCACCCCAGCAUCAGGAACGCCAUCAACCUGAUGGUGGUGAAAGUGCUCAUUGUGGAAGAUGAGAAGUGGGGCCCAGAAGUGACCGACAAUGGUGGGCUCACCUUGCGUAACUUCUGCAGCUGGCAGCGGCGUUUCAACCAGCCUAGCGACCGUCAUCCAGAGCACUACGACACCGCCAUCCUGCUCACCAGACAGAACUUCUGUGGGAAGGAGGGCAUGUGUGACACACUGGGUGUGGCUGACAUUGGCACAAUCUGCGACCCCAACAAGAGCUGCUCUGUGAUUGAGGACGAGGGACUCCAGGCAGCCUACACGCUGGCCCAUGAGCUAGGGCACGUGCUCAGCAUGCCCCAUGAUGACUCCAAGCCCUGUGAGCGCCUCUUUGGGCCCAUGGACAAGCACCACAUGAUGGCACCACUCUUCGUCUACCUCAACAAGACCUUGCCCUGGUCCCCAUGCAGCGCGAUGUACAUCACAGAGUUCCUGGACGGUGGCCAUGGAGACUGCCUCUUAGAUGCCCCAACCUCAGCUCUGCCGCUCCCAACAGACCUCCCAGGCCUCAGGACCCUCUACACUCUGGAUGAACAGUGCAAGCAGAUCUUUGGGCUGGGCUUCCGCCACUGCCCCAACACCUCUGUGCAGGAUAUCUGUGCCCAGCUCUGGUGCCAAGGAGAGAGUGCUGAGCCUCUGUGCCACACCAAGAAUGGCAGCCUGCCCUGGGCAGAUGGGACACCCUGUGGGCCUGGGCACCGAUGCCGGGAUGGUGGCUGUCUGCCUGAGGAGGAAGCGGAAAGGCCUGAGGCUGUGGUGGACGGUGCCUGGGCCCCGUGGGGACCCUGGGGAGAAUGUUCCCGCACCUGUGGAGGAGGAGUUCAGUUUUCAUACCGAGAGUGCAAAGACCCUGAGCCACAAAACGGAGGAAGCUACUGCCUGGGCCGGAGAGCUAAAUACCAGUCCUGCCACACUGAAGAAUGCCCGCCUGAUGGGAAAAGCUUCAGGGAGCAGCAGUGUGAGAAGUACAACACUUACAAUUAUACUGACGUGGAGGGGAAUCUCCUACAGUGGGUCCCCAAGUAUGCAGGGGUGUCACCCCGAGACCGCUGCAAGCUGUUCUGCCGAGCCCGAGGAAGGAUUGAGUUCAAAGUGUUCGAGGCCAAAGUCAUCGAUGGCACUCUCUGUGGGCCAGAAACACUGGCCAUCUGUGUCCGUGGCCAGUGUGUGAAGGCUGGCUGUGACCACGUGGUGGACUCGCCCAGGAAGCUGGACAAGUGUGGGGUGUGUGGGGGCAAAGGCAAUUCAUGCAGGAAGGUCUCUGGUUCACUCAACCCAUCCAAUUAUGGCUAUAAUGACAUCGUCACCAUCCCAGCCGGUGCCACCAACAUUGAUGUGAAACAACGGAGCCUACCAGGGGUACAAAAUGAUGGCAACUACUUGGCAUUAAAGACCUCCGAUGGGCACUACUUGCUCAAUGGAAAUCUGGCCAUCUCUGCCAUGGAACAGGACAUCUCAGUUAAAGGGACCAUCCUUAAGUACAGUGGCUCCAUUGCCACCCUGGAGCGAAUACAGAGCUUCCGGCCCUUGCCUGAGCCUCUGAUUGUCCAGUUGCUGACCAUUCCUGGUGAGGUCUUUCCACCCAAAGUCAAGUAUUCUUUCUUUGUUCCUAAUGAUGUGGACUUCAGCAUGCCAAACAGCAAGGAGCGAGCCACCACCAACAUCAUCCAGCCCCUGCUCAAUGCACAGUGGGUGCUGGGGGAGUGGUCUGAGUGCUCCAGGACCUGUGGAACUGGCUGGCAGUGGCGGCCUGUGGAGUGCUGGGACCCCACGGGCCAGGCCUCAACCACCUGCAACUUGGCUCUGAAACCUGAGGAUGCCAAGCCUUGUGGAAGCCAGCCAUGCUCCUUGUGA
This is a messenger RNA of Elephantulus edwardii (Cape elephant shrew), 2679 nucleotides long. RefSeq names its product ADAM metallopeptidase with thrombospondin type 1 motif, 8 (gene ADAMTS8). The record is from RefSeq and is a predicted model, not a curated record. Gene Ontology annotation, molecular function: metalloendopeptidase activity; zinc ion binding. Bases 1 to 2679 code for a protein of 892 amino acids. Gene Ontology annotation, biological process: proteolysis; extracellular matrix organization. The transcript has 9 exons. NCBI's taxonomy places the organism in Eukaryota, Metazoa, Chordata, Mammalia, Macroscelidea, Macroscelididae.